AUGAUGGACUCCGCAACGUUACUCGAAAGCCUCAAGCUGCCUCUGAUCGGAGGCGCACUCUUAUCGCUAUCGAGCAUGAACCUGAUGCUCGACUUCAGCAAGGUCUUCGGCUGUUCCCAAGCGCUCAAGAGUCUCCAAGAAUCUUACAAGCUCAUCCGUUUCCAUUACUUCCAAAACAGUAAUGGUCAAAGCAAUAAUAAUCACAUCUUAUUCAACCAUCAGAACUUGUUCAUAGCUGCCGGCUUGGCUCUCAGCGGCUCCUUCCUCAGACUGUUCAUGGACUUUAUCGAGCGCAAUCUGACGCACAACGAGCGAUCCAUCUUCGAUUCCUCUCUGCUCUCUAAUCAUGUCCAUCACUCCAGAAGCGAUGAUCAUCAGGUGCUCAAGAAUGUCUUACUCUUUACGCUUGCCGGGUUACUGUCUGGUGCUGGAACUACUCUGGCCUCUGGCUGUACAUCUGGUCAUAUGUUAUGUGGAAUGGCGCGUGGUAGCAAGCGAAGUAUUGUGGCCACCUGUGUCUUCUUCCCCGUCGCGAUCCUCACCCACCGAGUUCUCAAGCCACUAUUGGCCCAGAUCGGAGUCUUUUCGCAAUCAGACUCGAUGUACCAAGAGUAUUCGGAAUCUGUCUCCACCAUAGGCUCAGACCAGGUAAUCUGCGGAGCGAUAUUCGCGGCCCCAUUCAUAGCUUACCUCGUCCUCAAAUUGGUGGUGAAACCCGAGCGCUGGAUUCCGUUACGGCUUGGCCUGCUUGGCGCAACCUUCGGCUCAGGACUGACUCUCUCAGGGAUGACGAAACCGUCAGUAGUCCUAGGGUUUUUCAACUUCCCACUGCCCACAUGGGAUCCCAGUUUAUUGGGUGUCGCGAUCGCCGGGCUCGGCCUCAACACCUUGGUCUAUUGGCUCGAGCGCCCUUUGCUCGAUAAACUCGACCGCUUGGCCCCGCCUUGCGCAACCCCUCCAACUUGGCAACUACCUGAAAUGACUAACAAUGAAAUCACAACCCGUUUGGUUUUGGGAAGCGUUCUCUUCGGUUUAGGUUGGGGACUUGCUGGAGUUUGCCCCGGACCAGCACUAGUAGUUUUUGGGGCGUAUCCACUUUCAUUUGUCAUGUGGGGCUGGCUCGCAGGUUUUUUUGCGGGCAGUCACUUCAUCCGUUAA
Molecule: messenger RNA, 1158 nt
Organism: Puccinia graminis f. sp. tritici CRL 75-36-700-3
Lineage: Eukaryota; Fungi; Basidiomycota; Pucciniomycetes; Pucciniales; Pucciniaceae
Exons: 4
Coding region: 1-1158 (385 amino acids)
Cellular component (GO): plasma membrane
Source: RefSeq, a predicted model, not a curated record